UAUUAUAUCCGUUUAGCAGUUGUUUAUGUUUUAAGAUACUGAGUAAACAUUGUGCAAUAAUUAAAAUAUUGAAAUUGUUUAAUAUUUAUUUUAAUCAAACUGUUAUUUGGAUCAUAUAUUCAAUAAUAUGACAUAUAACUAUAAAUAAUACAUUUAAAAGUUAUAUACAAGUUGUUCGAAUAAGUUGUGUUUCGUUUAUUCUAACCCUAAAGUUAGCUAGUAAACAUGUCCCGAAUUCAGCACGUGCAGGAGGCGAAUAGUAUUGUAAUAGAACGCCGUCUUCGACCCAUAUAUGAUUCAUUAGAUUUUGGGAAUUACAAAAAAGCCCUUCAAGAAGUAGAGAAGGUUUUGAAGAAAUCUCCAGCAAUACAAUGUGCUCGGGCUUUGAAGGCAUUGGCUCUUAUUCGCUUAGGAAAAGAAUCUGAGUCUGAAAUAAUAUUAAGAAGCUUAUUGAAUGAAAAGCCGUAUGAUGAAUCUACUUUGCAAGUUAUGACUAUUUGCUAUAGAGAAUUAAAUCAAGGAGAAAAUAUAUGCAUAGCUUAUGAUAAUGCAGUAAAACAAUGCCCAUCAAAUGAAGAACUAUUAAGCCAUCUCUUCAUGGCUUAUGCAAGAGUUUCUGAAUAUAAAGCGCAACAAAACACGGCACUAGCUUUAUAUAAAUUAACGCCAAAAAAUCCCUAUUACUUUUGGGCUGUAAUGAGUGUUGUUUUGCAGGCAACAAGGGGACAAGAAAAAGACAACCCAACAAAGAGAUCUCUUUUAUUAGCUCUUUCUGAGAGAAUGGUCUACAAAAUAAUUGUAGAGGAUAAAAUAGAAGCAGAACAGGAAUGUCAGCUGUAUUUAAUGAUUUUGGAGCUUCAGGGAAAAUAUAAGGAAGCUCUAGAUUUUCUUGAUGGCCCUCUUUCAGCAAAUUAUAUUACUGAGAAUACAGUGAGAUACCGCAUUAGUUUGAUGAAGAAACUUAAUAUGUGGGCUGAAUUGCUCAAUAUUUGCGAAGAUAAUUUAGUGCAAAAUGUGGAUGAUUGGGAAAUGUAUUUAGACUACUUUGCUUCAUCUUUCAAAUUGAACAAUGAUUUUGAUAUUACUAAAAUAAAUAACACUGGAGAUGAAUCAAACAUGCAAAAUAGCUCAAAACUAAAACAAACAAUGCAAAAAUGUCUUAAUUUUUUACUGUCUUUGAUAAAAGCAAUCGAAAAGAGUAAAACUAGAGGUCCAUAUUUGGCUCGACUAGAACUUUACCGAACAGUGUUUGAACAUGGUUGUGUAGAUCAGGAGCUAGAGGAGCAGUAUAUAAAUUUAAUAGUCGAAUAUUUCAGAAAAUUUGGUGACCGAGGCUGUUGUGUAGGUGAUUUAAGGGCUUCAAUUGCUAUUAUACCUUCUGGUUAUAUUGAAACAGAGGAUUCAAAUAAAUCUAAAUUUAACACCAAAUAUCUGGCAAAAUUGUUAAUUCAGGAGGUGGGAUCUGAUCCCACAGUUUUGCCUGAAAACAAAGAACAGAUGCUGAAACAUAUUUCAUUAAUUCAACUUACAAGAUUAUGUGGAGGUCACACUAUUCUAGAACCUGAACAUGUUGAUUCCCUUUUCACAGCCCUGACAGUUCAUUAUGAACAUGGACGGAGAAACUAUGGUCAAGGAUUAUUAACAACUGAUUUUGGACCAUCAGAUCGUUAUGCUUUGAUAGCCACCCAUCUAAUGUUUGAUUUGGCUAAGAAAACUAAAAGUUCUGGCCCUUUAACAAAAGCCUUAACAUUAUUAAAUUAUGUGCUGUUAAAAAGUCCUAGUAAUUUCCAUGUGAAGUUAUUAUGUUUGCAAAUAUACCAUUUGUUAGGUUGUGCAACUGGUGCUAAUGAGAUCUAUGAAUUACUUGAAGUAAAACAUCUGCAAUUAGAUUCAAUGGGAUAUUUACAUUGUGAGCCUUUGAGUCUUUGUGGAUCACCUUCAAAUGUUCAAAAAUUAUAUGAUGUAACUUUAAACUUUUUUACAAAUAACUAUAAAGACAGCAUAGAACAUUUAAUAUUAUCUUUCAAAUUUGGAUCUUUUUCAAAACUUUUUGAAUUCCUGGAUUUUCGGCAAAGACUUUCAGGAAGUUUACAUUAUACAGCUGUUACUAUCAAUAGAAUAUUGUUUGAUUUCAUACGCCACUCAACAUCUCAAAAUGAUAUUAAUAAUGUGGUGAAGAAUAUGCCUUCUGUUAUAGAUGAUGAAAAUAUUGAAUGGGAUAUUUCAUGUGACAAUAGAGAUUUUAAAGUAAUAACUGAAUGGGAGCCACAGGAGAAUGAUUGUGAAAUGAAAAAUAGUAAGGAAAGCAAAAAAAGUUAUCAGCAAUUAUCGUUUGAACAGAAUUUAGACUGUACUCGAUUAAGAUCUCAGUUACUGAAGAUCAUUACUGUAAUUGGAGAAAUUUCUUUAGAAAGUGUUAAUGAAAGACAAGAAAAAGUUGAAUCAUUGUUAAAAGCUAGGAGCAAUUUUCAAGCCAUGUAUAGUGAAAUUCGUAAUAAAAAACAUACAAAACUUCAUAUGUGUAAAUUGAGUCUACCAAUGCCAUCAAGGUUGCAUUGGAUGCUAGAACUGCCUUAUGAACAGGCAUUUGGAGAUAUGUGUUUAUAUGUGGCUUGGAUUGCUGGUCAAGAAAUUGAUGAUAUAGUUGAUCCAAAAAGUUGGAAAUGGCCAAAUGAGCUGGCAUCAAACCUAGCACAGUUAAUCAAAGAACAAAAUACUUGUGAUGAUCCAUUUUGGAAUCACAGAUACGCUAGGGGAGUAGUAAUUAGCACUAUUGAGAUUCUUAUAUUGUGUACAUUGUGUUGUGGUGUAUGUUGUGAGAUAAAAAAAGUGCCAGAAAAUAAAAUGAAGAAGUCUAGAAAAAAAUCAGCACCAUUUAUAAACUCUAGUGCAAACCCGGUUUCGGACCUUGUUUCACAUUUAAAACAGACUUUAGAAAGUGUAUCAACAAGUUUAGAAAGUUGGACGUGUCCAAAAAUAUCACAAGAUGUUACUGAAAAAUUAGCAGCGCUGUCACUAAAUGAUCCAAAUCUACUAAAAAGCAAUAAGUUUACUGAAGAUUUCUCUAUAUUCGUCAAAGAAUAUCAAGCACUGAUUAAAGACAACAUAAAAUACCUACAUAAAAUGAAUGUUUAAUAUCUAGAAAGAGUUGCUGUACAUUUUGUUCA
Messenger RNA from Ctenocephalides felis (cat flea), 3167 nucleotides. It is a transcript of the gene psidin, whose product is annotated as phagocyte signaling-impaired protein. Gene Ontology annotation, biological process: N-terminal peptidyl-methionine acetylation. The transcript is spliced from 13 exons. Lineage: Eukaryota; Metazoa; Arthropoda; Insecta; Siphonaptera; Pulicidae. Gene Ontology annotation, cellular component: NatB complex; cytoplasm. The record is from RefSeq and is a predicted model, not a curated record. Bases 226 to 3135 code for a protein of 969 amino acids. Gene Ontology annotation, molecular function: protein binding; protein-N-terminal amino-acid acetyltransferase activity.